UGAGCGUGCAGUGAAACCGUCCCCUUGUUUCCCUAUGGUGUGACGGUACAUUGUAAGAGCCGUGAAUGGAACUGUCCGGUCAUAUUGUUGUCAUAAUUUAAAGAGGGUAACAACCCUGAAACUCCUCAAGUUAACAGAAACCAGUUAGCUGAGUCACCACAGAGAUUAAGACCGAGUUUAGAAGCCAAGUGCUCUCAACCUGUUGUAAUCUCCUGUCUCUUAGGAGAGUCAGGAGCGUUCUUCCUCCACGGGCUUCAAAAUGAGGUAAAGGAGUUACACCUCUGCCUGCUGCCCACGUUUAUCUUGUAUGUUAAUGUCCUUCUGGGAGAGAAAAUCACAAGUGUGGUUGACUCCGCCUCUUCCUUGCAGCCGUUGGCCCCUUGCCGUGGCCAUUAGUAAGAUUUCCAGUCAUACUGGAGCAAUGACAGAUUGCAAAAAAAUCAAUGUCUGUCACCCUUUCUGGGAUCACAAGACAUUACAUCCCCAUGUUCUUUGAUGACUUGUCUGUCACUUUGCAUUUGGGCCAUUGGCUCUGGAGCUGGUCAGGAGAGAGGGGAGGAACCCCUCAUUAACAGAGUGCUGCAACCAGCCAAGUGAUAUUAAAUCCAUAUUUCAUGCGUUUCUCAUAUGGGGGCAAUUAUCAGUGACCGGAAAAAAAUCGGAUCUUGAGAUGAAAGCCCUUAAGUGAAGAUGUCUCUCAGGGGCCAUCAAGGGCCUCCUAAACUGGAGCGAUUGGAGUCAGUAAUGAGCCAGUUCUCUGGCAGCUUGGACCAAGAUGACCUACAAGACGACCCAGAGGAGCUGGACUUAAGUGGCAAUACUGACCUCUGUGGAGAACCAAGGAACAUAUCCUUUCAAGCAAUAUACAGCUUUCUUCCAUUCAGGUCCCUGGAUGGUGUUGUAUUUCUUGAAGAAGUGCCAAUUCAAGUACAGGUGACAGAGGUGGAGCGAUUCACAUCUACAAGGGUGCUGAAUCCCAACCUGUAUACAAUAGAGUUGAGCCAUGGAGAUUUCAAGUGGAAAAUCAAGCGUCGUUUUAAGCACUUCCAAGCGCUUCAUCAAGAGCUACUCAAAUUCAGGGCCCUCUUAAAAAUCCCCCUGCCAAGUCGAAUUCAUUCAGUCAAAAGGAGGUCAUUUAAAGGCCAUAAACUGUUUCAUGGAGAACACAUCCCAACGUUACCACGAAGACCUGAUGCCCUCGUCAAGGAGGAACAGCUCAUAAGCAGAAAACUGCAACUUGAGGACUAUCUGAGGAAUAUACUGAAAAGGCAUUUAUACAGGACACAUCCUUCAACUCUUGAAUUUCUGGAAGUGAGUCAAAUCUCAUUUAUUCAGGAUCUCGGACCAAAAGGAAUUGAAGGUCUGAUCUUGAAGAAAUCAGGAGGAAACACAUUCCCUGUAUGUUACUGGUGCGGAUCCAACAGCGUCUGUUACCGGUGGUCCAAAAGAUGGCUGGUGGUAAAAGACUCCUUUGUUCUCUACAUGAGGCCAGAGGAUGGCCAAGUAGGCACCGUGAUUCUAUACGAUAAGGGAUUUCACAUCAAAAUAGGAACCCGGGAGACCGGAGUCAGGCAUGGAGUCACGAUUGAGAAUCUUUGUAGGGCACUUACUAUCAAGUGUUCAACAUAUAGGCAGGCUCGUUGGUGGGGGCACUCAAUAGAUGAGUUUUCUCAAAUGUUUGGACAGGACUUUCUAAGGGAAAACCGCCAUGGGUCUUUCACACCUGUUAGAGAAAACACUGUAUCAAAAUGGUUUGUCAACGCAGCUGGAUACUUUGAUGCCAUAGCUGAUGCCCUGGAAGGAGCAAAAGAGGAUAUCUUCAUCACUGCCUGGUGGUUAAGCCCAGAAAUCUUCCUCAAACGGCCGGUAGUAGAUGGAAACAUGUGGAGAUUAGACCAUGUCCUCAAGCGGAAAGCACAACAAGGAGUAAAGAUAUUUGUCCUGCUCUACAAAGAAGUUGAGGUAGUGAUGGGUCUCAACAGCGAGUACACAAAGAAGACCCUGAUGGGACUUCACUCUAACAUCAGGGUCAUCCGACACCCUGAUCACAUGCCCUCCACAGCAUUGCUCUGGGCUCACCAUGAGAAGCUGGUGGUGAUUGACCAGUCACUCGCCUUUCUGGGAGGGAUUGACCUGGCCUAUGGGAGAUGGGAUGAUUCCCAGCAUCGUCUGACUGAUGUGGGAAGUGUGAGAAGAAGCCCUCAGCACAGUCCUGCUCUAUCCCCCAGCCUCACUCAUCAGUCAGUCGCCACGGUGGAGGAGGGCGAGGAGAUGAAGUUCAACGUGGUGGUAGAAGAAAUUCAGACCGGAGAAGGAGGAGCAGGGAAAGCAGGAGAUUCAGGCUCAGUGGAGGAUCCAGGGGAGAUCUGUGCGAGUUUAGCUUUGCCCUUCGUGGAGGAACAGGGAGAAAACAACCUCAACCUGCCCACAGGAAGACUGCUAAGAACCCCCUCAGAGAAAAGUUACCACAGCUCUGAUCUAACUGAGUCCAAACAUUACAGCAGGAAUAGUCUUAAUUCCAGGACACCGCUCACUCGGGAAUAUUACACCAAGAGCUUGUCUCUGCAUUCCAGCGAUUCAUACUCUCUUGGCCUGCAUCACUCUCUCCCCCUGCCUUAUGAGACUAGUUCACUAAGAAGUUACAUAGGCAGUACUGAGCUCUGUGGAGAGACUCGUUUCUGGCAUGGCAAAGACUACUGCAACUUCAUCCUGAAAGACUGGGUCAAACUCAACAAACCUUUUGAUGAUUUCAUUGACAGGUAUAAGACACCACGGAUGCCAUGGCAUGAUAUUGGGGUGCUGGUUCAUGGGAAGGCUGCAAGAGAUAUUGCACGACAUUUCAUCCAAAGGUGGAACUUUACAAAGCUGGUGAAGAAGCGGUCGGGGGCGACGUGCUACCCCUGCCUCAUGCCCAAGUCUCUAUCCGCACCCAUGGUGCCAGCUGAGUACAGCGGCAAAUCAACACAGGCUAAUGUUCAGGUUUUGAGGUCUGUGUGCCAGUGGUCUAUUGGUACGAAGGUGCACGAGGAGUCCAUUCAUUUAGCCUACGUAUCAGCCAUCCAGAACAGCAAACAUUUCAUCUAUAUAGAGAACCAGUUCUUCAUCAGUUGUGCUGACAAAUCCAUCCACAACAGCAUUGGAGAUGCACUGACGGAGAGGAUCCUGCGGGCGUACAGGGAGAAGAAAAAGUUUCGGGUCUAUGUGGUGAUGCCCCUGCUGCCCGGCUUUGAAGGUGACAUCUCGUCAGGGGGGGGCCAAGCCAUCAAAGCAAUCAUGCACUUUAAUUACAGGACAAUGUGCCGAGGGGAGCACUCCAUGAUUGAGAGGCUCAAAUGUGUGAUGGCAGAUUGCUGGAUCAAGUACAUCUCUUUUUGUGGUCUGCGCACUCAUGCUGACCUGGAUGGGCGUCUGGUCACUGAACUCAUUUAUGUGCACAGCAAGCUUAUGAUCGUGGACGACUGCACUGUCAUUAUUGGUCAGACACUCUGCCCACACAUAUAUAGAAAAUUUAAAUUGGGUCAUUCUCUGGAAAUGUCCAGAUUUCUUUUGAAAACGUUAGUGGCAGUGUAACCACUGCAACAUAGGUGGAGGCGUCCUGCUUGAUAUUGAGUUUAGUAGUUGAGAGCAUGAUUUAUUUAUUUUUUUGACCUGUAUAUAGUACCUGGAUAGAUGGACAAUCCAUCAUAGUAAACAACUGCAUGUAGAUUUAGAUUAUAUUAUAAUCAUAAUGUAUCUUCUUCCUAUUAUUAUUAUUAUUAUUAUUAUUAUUAUUAUUAUUAUUAUUAUUAUUAUUAUUAUUAUGUGCCCAAAGGAUGAUGAAGUGUUUGAAAUCUUCAAGCUGUAAAACUGUUAGUCGCCGCGAGGGGGCACUGCACUCACACAAAACACAUGUAAGCGCGGACAUGUGCAGAAUAACAAACAUCAACAGAUGUUUAUGAAAAGCGAAGUCACGCCUGUCUCCUCGAUCAUCACAAAUGCAUUAUUAAAAUCCCAUUAACGUCGCUCAAAUCCUGUUUGUCUUUAUCAAUUCCAAUUAUCCUCUUAUCCUUAUGAAUAGGCUUUGAAGAAGAAAAAUGAGAAAUCUCAGUGUUGUUGAGUGAUAUGUCCUUGAGGCUCUGGGUAGAGGUCAAAGCCCGAUACAGACCCAGAACACGCUCCCCACAGGCAUUAACCAUGAUAGUAGGGAAAGGGAAAGUGUCUGAUAGGUGUCUGUGAUCUGCUUAGGCUCUGCAAACAUCAAUGACAGGAGCAUGCUGGGAAAGAGAGACAGUGAAAUGGCUGUGGUUGUUGAAGACACUGAAUUCCAGCCCUCUGUCAUGGAUGGAGAGAGUUAUCAGGCUGGCAGCUUCGCUCUGUCUCUA
Messenger RNA from Puntigrus tetrazona (Sumatra barb), 4361 nucleotides. Its product is annotated as phospholipase D1. Gene Ontology annotation, molecular function: phosphatidylinositol binding; D-type glycerophospholipase activity. NCBI's taxonomy places the organism in Eukaryota, Metazoa, Chordata, Actinopteri, Cypriniformes, Cyprinidae. The transcript is spliced from 26 exons. The record is from RefSeq and is a predicted model, not a curated record. Bases 691 to 3570 code for a protein of 959 amino acids. Gene Ontology annotation, biological process: phosphatidic acid biosynthetic process; regulation of microvillus assembly; cell motility.